Molecule: messenger RNA, 500 nt
Organism: Fomitopsis serialis
Lineage: Eukaryota; Fungi; Basidiomycota; Agaricomycetes; Polyporales; Fomitopsidaceae
Product: 40S ribosomal protein S20
Exons: 5
Coding region: 51-425 (124 amino acids)
Biological process (GO): translation
Cellular component (GO): cytosolic small ribosomal subunit; ribosome
Molecular function (GO): structural constituent of ribosome
Source: RefSeq, a predicted model, not a curated record
UCAACAAGCCUUCGCCCUCAGUCACCUUCUGACUCUCCAGGACAGCAAGGAUGAGUUACGUCGCUAAGGGUGAGAAGGAAUACGACGCUACCGGCGCCCCCGUGCCCGCCGCCAAAAUCCACAAGAUCCGCAUCACGCUCACGAGCAGCAAUGUCAAGAACUUGGAGAAGUUCUCUGCGGACCUCAUUAACCGGGCCAAGGACAAGCAGCUCCGCGUGAAGGGCCCCGUCCGCCUCCCCACCAAGUGCCUCAAGAUCACCACCCGCAAGACUCCUUGCGGUGAGGGUUCGAAGACCUGGGACCGCUACGAGCUCAAAGUUCACAAGCGCCUCAUCGACCUGCACUCCUCCAGCGAGAUCGUCAAGCAGAUCACGAGCAUCAGCCUGGAGCCCGGUGUCGAGGUCGAGGUCACUAUCUCGGCUUGAGAUGUAUGCCUGCUGACGAUGUACCGCUAUGUUGUAUGUUACCUGCGUCAACAAUGCUAUGACCGUCCCACUGCA